Caretta caretta (loggerhead turtle) is the source of this 1701-nucleotide messenger RNA. It is a transcript of the gene OTOP3, whose product is annotated as otopetrin 3. Gene Ontology annotation, cellular component: membrane. Gene Ontology annotation, biological process: proton transmembrane transport. NCBI's taxonomy places the organism in Eukaryota, Metazoa, Chordata, Testudines, Cheloniidae. The record is from RefSeq and is a predicted model, not a curated record. Gene Ontology annotation, molecular function: proton channel activity.
AUGGCUGGCAAGGAAGCUGCGCAGCAGAGGCACCUUAACCAGGAUACUGAUGGUGAAGAAUCAGUGUCAGUGCAGCCCAAAGCCUGGAAGAUCCGCUCUGAGAAGUCCUGGCUGCACCGGAGCUGCUCCUCUCUGCUCCACAAUGACACGCAGGCUGGGAAGGCCGGGCAGCUGUUCUCGGGGCUGCUGGCCAUGAACGUGGUGUUUCUGGGCUGCGCCUUCAUCAGCAGCAUGGCUUUCAACAGGGUGGCAAUUACCUGGCGCGACGUCGGGAUCUUCCUCUCCAUCCUCAAGAUCCUGUCGCUCUGCUGGAUCAUUUACUACUUGCUGUGUACCAGCAGGAAGCCCCAUGCGGUGCUGUACAGGGACUCCCAUGCCGGGCCAGUCUGGGUGCAGGGGUCUCUAGUGCUGUUUGGAAUCUGUGCCAUCUUCCUGCAUGUGUUCAGGAUUGGAUAUGACAUCAGCCUCAUACAUUGCAAAUCCCAACUGGAAAUCCUGUUCCUGUGCAUAGAAAUCAUCUUUGUUUGUAUUCAGACAUACCUUUUAUGGCGUCACUGUAAGGACUGUACCCAAGUGCAGCACAACCUCACCAGAUGUGGGCUGAUGUUGACCAUGGCCACAGAUCUCCUGCUCUGGCUGUUAGCGGUGACCAACGACUCUAUUCACAGGGAAAUUGAAUCUGCGCUCAAAGUUGUUGUCUGGUCACCCUACAUCUUAAUAGCAACAGGCAACAAGACCAGCUCAUGCAUGUGUCCAAACACAACAGCCUGCCGCAUCUUCCAGAAGGGCUACAUCUUGCUGUACCCCUUCAACAUGGAAUACUGCCUCAUCGGCAGCUCCAUGCUGUUCGUCAUGUGGAAGAACGUGGGUAGGCACAUCCCUCCCCAACAGGCCAUUCAUGCCAAGCCCAAGUUCAAGCUCCGUGGCAUCUUUUACGGGCUCGUGCUGGGCAUAUCUGCAUUGUUGCUUGGGAUCUGCAUCUUCCUGACCUACCAAAUCCAGGCUACCACCUCAGCGCCUAGCCAGGAGGCCUUUGUGAUGUAUUAUUCCUACCAUGUCAUGCUUCUACCAACAAUGACUGUGAGUGCCUUGGCUGGGACGGUCAUCCAUCGCUUGGAAGAGCGUGAGCUAGAUACUCUGAAAAACCCAACCCGAAGCUUGGAUGUAAUCCUGCUUAUGGGAGCAGCCCUAGGCCAGAUUCUCAUUUCUUACUUCUCCAUUGUUGCCAUUGUGGCCACCAACCCCGGAGACCUGCUGAACAGACUCACCCUGACCUACGCGGUCAGCCUCAUCAUUCAGCACAUCACGCAGAACAUCUUCAUUAUUGAGGGGAUUCACCGGCAGCCUUUGGUGGAGGAUCCUGAAGGCGAGAAGCGUGAAGGCUGUGACCCAAGAAGAGUUUACCCACUAGAGAUACGAGAGGAGAUCAGGAGGGUUUCGCAUGCCAACAGCCAUACCUAUGGCCACCUGAACUGGAAGAGAAAAGCCCUAAAGGAGAUCUCAAUCUUCCUGGUCUUGUGCAACAUCAUACUGUGGAUCAUGCCCGCAUUCGGGAUGCACCCCGCCUUCGAGAACGGACUGGAGAAGUCGUUUUACGGUUACUCCACCUGGUUUGCCAUUGUGAACUUCGGCCUGCCCAUGGGCGUGUUCUACAGAAUGCACUCUGUCGGGGGGCUCCUGGAGGUUUAUGUGUCAUCCUGA